Aphis gossypii (cotton aphid) is the source of this 1386-nucleotide messenger RNA. RefSeq names its product RNA-binding motif protein, X-linked 2-like. Gene Ontology annotation, molecular function: RNA binding. The record is from RefSeq and is a predicted model, not a curated record. Gene Ontology annotation, biological process: mRNA splicing, via spliceosome. Gene Ontology annotation, cellular component: precatalytic spliceosome; catalytic step 2 spliceosome; U2 snRNP. The coding region runs from base 292 to 828 and encodes 178 amino acids. NCBI's taxonomy places the organism in Eukaryota, Metazoa, Arthropoda, Insecta, Hemiptera, Aphididae. The transcript has 6 exons.
UUAUUUAUUAAAUAUAUUAUAUUUAAUUUUUAUGAAUUUAAUUCAAAAUUCGAGUGAAUAAAGUUUUUCGGUAGUUUAAGUGUUUAUGUAUACAAAUUACUAAUAUUUUAAAAUGAACUCCCAUUUCUUCAAAAAUCCAUUAUCAUGAAUCUAUUGUCUCUAGUAUAGGUAUACCUAUAACUAUAUAUAAAAUUAAAUAGUUCAAAAACUACUCGUUCGAAUUUUGAUUUUGAUAUGUCAAGAUUAUAAGGAAAAUCUUUCGCUUAAUAUUUACUUACUAAAAAGAGGAGGAUGUCAUUUAGAAACAGAAGCUUAUAUCUCCGUAGAAUACUUCUUAAUAAUUUCGCGGACAUUCAGCUUUUGAAGAACUGCAUUGUUGAAGAUGAAAGUGGGGGUGAGCAUGCUCGUAAUAUGAGAAAUGUGAAAAAACUCAGUGAACAAGAAUUGCAACGACUGCCGAAAAGUUCAUGGCACGAUGAAUAUAAAUCAAGUGCAUGGAUAUUUGUUGGUGGAUUACCUUAUGACCUUUCUGAAGGCGAUGUCAUGUCUAUAUUUUCUCAGUAUGGAGAAAUUACUAACCUAAAUUUGGUACGGGAUAAAGACACUGGCAAACAGAAAGGAUUUUGUUUUGUAUGCUAUGAAGACCAAAGAAGUACAAUAUUAGCAGUAGAUAACUUUAAUGGUACACGGGUACUAGGUCGAAUAUUACGUAUUGAUCAUGUUAAAGAUUACAAACCACCAAGAAACUCAGAACCCACAAACAAAAUUAAAACUAAAAAAUACAAAAAACAAAAAAAGGUUAUAAAUUCCAGCUUCCAAGGUCUUUGAACACAUCUUAAAGUGAAAACUGAAAGAAAAUGAAACAAAGAUUUCUACCUGUUACUCAAGAAGAAGAAUACCAAUACAUAACCAUUCAUAGCGAGGCAUUUAUUACAUAGAUCAGCGGUUCUCAACCUUUUUAUAUACCUAUAGAAUUUUAUAAAGGGAGAUUUUCUUCGCGUACUAUCUAUGAGCUUUCAUAGGUUGAGAAGCACUGAUAUAGAUAAUCAACUCACUAUAUGAACAUAAAUGUUUAUGAAACAGCAAUACAAUACUAAAAAUGAGGAUUUAAAUAGCUGCAAGAGAUGGUAAUCAUGUCAUUCAUAAAAAAAUAUGGAGGUAUUUUUUUUUAAAGAAAUUUUCCAUUAAAUUAGAUUGUUGACUGUCACCUAAAAUUUGUUUUAAUUAAGUGUUUUUAUUCAAAUGUUUUCAUUAAAAUCUUUGUUCCAAGUUUCUGACUAUCAAAGGCAUCCUAAGAAAAUAAGUUCAACAUGAAAAAAACAAAAUACCGUUUAGUACUGCUCAUUUUUAAAAAAAUUAUCCCAAUGUUUUAUGGUACUUAAUAGU